UCCUGCUGGAAGCCCCACUGGCUGGCUCUGCUGCCGGAGGGGAGGCGGCCCGGGGAGGCCACCGGGACCCACCGAGCUCCAAGCUCCCGUGGGCAGGGCCGCUGGGGACCGGAGCGGGGCUGCUGAGCCGCGUGCUGGGAACUGGGAAGCGGCCCCGCUGGCAGGAUGAAGCUGCUGGCCUGGGCCCUGCGCCUCCGCCUUCCCGGGCUCACGGCCGGGCGGGCACCUGCCUGGGAGCGCCUGGGGCCCCGGAGCUCCGUGGGGCUGUGGCCGCCACACUGGGCCCCCAUCCGGGCUUUUGGAAGCAAGUAUGGACCUUCUGCCUCUGGAAGGAUCAUGCGGCCCGACGACGCCAACGUGGCCGGCAACGUGCACGGAGGGACCAUCCUGAAGAUGAUCGAGGAGGCGGGCGUCAUCAUCAGCACCCGGCACUGCAACAGCCAGAACGGGGAGCGCUGCGUGGCCGUCCUGGCCCGGGUCGAGCGCACCGACUUCCUGUCGCCCAUGUGCAUCGGCGAGGUGGCGCACGUCAGCGCGGAGAUCACCUACACGUCCAAGCACUCGGUGGAGGUGCAGGUCCACGUCAUGUCUGAGAACAUCCUCACAGGUACCAAAAAGCUGACCAACAAGGCCACCCUGUGGUACGUGCCCCUGUCGCUGAAGAAUGUGGACAAGGUCCUGGAGGUGCCUCCGGUUGUGUACUCUCGGCAGGAGCAGCAGGAGGAGGGCCGCAGGCGCUACGAGGCCCAGAAGCUGGAGCGCAUGGAGACCAAGUGGAGGAACGGGGACAUCGUGCAGCCCGGCCUGAACCCAGAGCCGAACACGGUCAGCUACAGCCAGUCCAGCUUGAUCCACCUGGUGGGGCCUUCGGACUGCACGCUGCACGGCUUUGUGCACGGAGAUUCCAGCUCAGAGAACACAGGCCUUGGAGUUCCCAGCUCGGGAAACACGGCGGGCACACAAGAGGACUUAUUAGACGCAGGCGUCACCAUGAAGCUCAUGGACGAGGUGGCCGGCAUCGUGGCCGCACGGCACUGCAAGACCAACAUAGUCACGGCUUCUGUGGACGCCAUCAACUUUCACGACAAGAUCAGAAAAGGCUAUGUCAUCACCAUCUCGGGGCGCAUGACCUUCACGAGCAAUAAGUCCAUGGAGAUCGAGGUCCUGGUGGACGCCGACCCCGUGGUGGACAACACGCAGCCGCGCUACCGGGCGGCCAGUGCCUUCUUCACCUACGUGUCCCUGAGCCAGGAGGGCAGGUCGCUGCCAGUGCCCCAGCUCGUGCCCGAGACCGAGGACGAGAAGAAGCGCUUUGAGGAAGGCAAAGGGCGGUACCUGCAGAUGAAGGCGAAGCGGCAGGGCCAGGUGGACCCGCAGCCCUAGAUGCCUCCUCCCCUGCUGGGCUCGGAGCAGCCCCAGCACCCCACCACUCAGAAGUGACCCCCUUGGCCAAAACCCACUUCCCGUUGAGAGCUGGUGUUGUGUGCAGUGUUUGUCCCGCAGUGUUAACCUGCCUUCCCGAAUGUACACCAAAGCUUUAUUUAUAUAUCCCGUUGUUGUCCUCACAGCAUCGUCCGGCCCACACUCCCAGGCGCUGGGGAGCAUUCCACGCAGUGCGGUCUGUCAGGACUCCAGCCUCACUAAUAAAGCUGCUGUUCAGCCGGA
Messenger RNA from Myotis davidii, 1665 nucleotides. RefSeq names its product acyl-CoA thioesterase 7 (gene ACOT7). The record is from RefSeq and is a predicted model, not a curated record. Gene Ontology annotation, cellular component: cytosol; extracellular exosome; nucleoplasm. NCBI's taxonomy places the organism in Eukaryota, Metazoa, Chordata, Mammalia, Chiroptera, Vespertilionidae. Bases 166 to 1383 code for a protein of 405 amino acids. Gene Ontology annotation, molecular function: long-chain fatty acyl-CoA binding. The transcript is spliced from 10 exons. Gene Ontology annotation, biological process: acyl-CoA metabolic process; palmitic acid biosynthetic process.